Messenger RNA from Penicillium cosmopolitanum, 807 nucleotides. RefSeq names its product oxidoreductase, short chain dehydrogenase/reductase family. The transcript has a single exon. The record is from RefSeq and is a predicted model, not a curated record. Lineage: Eukaryota; Fungi; Ascomycota; Eurotiomycetes; Eurotiales; Aspergillaceae. The coding region runs from base 1 to 807 and encodes 268 amino acids. Gene Ontology annotation, molecular function: oxidoreductase activity.
AUGAGUGAGAUAAAGUUCAAGUCCAUCAACAAGCUUCAGGGCUCUCGAGUGGUUCUUUUUGGCGGAACCCUUGGUAUUGGUCUUGCUGUCGCGGCCGCUGCCUUGGAGCAUGGCGCUUCUGUCUUUGUCACAAGCUCGAAACAAGCUCACGUCGAUUCGGCCAUAUCGGACUUGAAGCAGUCUUACCCUACGGAGGAAUUUUAUCGGCGCAUUGACGGAGCUGUAUGCGAUCUCGGGUCUGUCGAGACGUUGGAACAGAAUCUCGUACAGCUUUUUGAACGUGCGACCAACGGUAGUACAGAUGGUAUGGAACGACUCGUUGAUCAUGUCGUCUUUACUGCAGGAGAUCUUCUCCAGGUUGUACCCCUCCAAGACUCCACAGCAGAGUCCAUUGUCAAGUCAGGAACGGUCCGUUUUCUGGCUCCCUUGAUAAUUGGAAAGCUCGCCCCACGGUACUUGCGCAUCUCGAAUCGCUCCUCAAUCACGAUCACAGCCGGGUCCAUGGCACGGCGACCGGACAAAGGCUGGUCCGUCCUCGCCGCAUUCGCAUCUGGCCAGGAGGGCAUGCGUCUUGGCAUGGGGAAAGACCUGGCACCUAUCAGGGUCAAUGUGGUAUCCCCGGGAGUCGUGCAGACCCCGCUUCUAAGCCGGUUGUCGGAGGAGGACAAACGGAGAUGGCAAGAUGUUCUCCUCACUGGAGAGUUGGGUUGGCCCGAGGAUGUGGCCGAGGCGUACAUCUACUCAAUGAAGGACCGGUCUGCUACAGGAGCGUUGAUUGACAGUAGUGACGGCCGGAUAUUCAACUGA